CCACCCUCACUCGCUCUGCCUCUCUCUCUCUCUCUCUCUCUGACUUGCGCUCACACACUCGCAGAUACCCAGAGGACGCACUGACCGAGAGCCGGACCACACCAAGGAACUUUGUCCGUGCUUCUAUUUAGCAUUUAGGACAAGCCUCUCCUCCCGUCUUGCCUCUCCUUCUCUCCUUGACGCUUCUCCUGCUUUGACAACUUUUCACCUUGAGAGAAGUAAGUGUGCCGGGAGACGAGACAGCCGGACACCGCCGGACGCGCUUCUUCCGUCCCUUUUUCUGACCGCUCCAGCCUCCACGUGCCGCCACCAUGCAGGUGUCCAUCGCCUGCACCGACCACAACCUGAAGGGCCGCAACGGCGACCACGGCAAGCAGAACGCCACCAGCCCCAAUGUGGUGAACGCGGCGCGCGCCAAGUUCCGCACGGUGGCCAUCAUCGCCCGCAGCUUCGGUUCCUUCGCCCCUCGCCACCACAUCUCGCUCAAGGAGUCGACGGGCAAACACACGGGCAUGAAGUACCGGAACUUGGGGAAAUCUGGACUCAGAGUAUCAUGUUUGGGCCUUGGCACCUGGGUGACAUUUGGCGGGCAGAUUUCAGAUGAGGUGGCUGAGCAGUUAAUGACCAUAGCCUAUGAGAGUGGCGUCAACCUCUUUGACACAGCAGAGGUGUAUGCAGCAGGAAGAGCUGAAGUCAUACUGGGGAACAUUAUUAAAAAGAAAGGUUGGAGGCGUUCCAGUCUGGUCAUCACCACUAAGCUCUACUGGGGUGGAAAGGCAGAGACGGAGAGGGGUCUGUCCAGGAAGCACAUUAUUGAAGGUCUGAAGGGCUCACUGCAGAGGAUGCAGCUGGAGUACGUGGACGUGGUGUUCGCCAACCGGCCCGACAGCAACACGCCCAUGGAAGAAAUUGUGAGAGCCAUGACCCAUGUCAUCAAUCAGGGGAUGUCCAUGUACUGGGGAACAUCACGGUGGACAGCCAUGGAAAUUAUGGAAGCGUACUCCGUGGCGAGGCAGUUUAACCUCAUCCCCCCGGUGUGUGAGCAAGCGGAGUAUCAUCUCUUCCAGAGGGAGAAAGUGGAGGUGCAGCUGCCGGAGCUCUACCACAAAAUAGGGGUGGGCGCUAUGACAUGGUCUCCCCUGGCCUGUGGCAUCAUUACUGGGAAGUAUGAGAAUGGCAUCCCUGAAACCUCCAGGGCCUCCAUGAAGUCAUACCAGUGGCUGAGGGAUAAGAUCGUGAGCGAAGACGGCAGGAAGCAACAAGCAAAACUGAAGGAGCUGGGUCACAUCGCCGAGAAACUGGGCUGCACUCUACCACAGCUGGCUGUGGCCUGGUGUCUGAGGAAUGAGGGAGUGAGCUCUGUGCUUCUUGGAACGUCAAACCCCGAACAGCUUACAGAGAAUCUGGGAGCCAUACAGGUGCUCCCAAAAAUGACUUCUCAUGUGGUGUCCGACAUCGACCACAUCCUGGGCAACCGACCUUACAGUAAGAAGGACUACCGCUCCUAGAACCCCCCCUGUGAGACCAUGAGUCUCCUACUUAGUCAGAUGACCGUGAUAACGCAGCUAGUGUGGGCCAUACGGUCUCCGCUGUGUCCCUCCCUGUGCACCCAGACACCCAGCCUCCCCAGGGCUGGGACUCUUAUGCCCCCAAACCUGCAUGCCUAAGCCGGAUAGAAUCGGAGUAACCUAGCCUUCAUCUCAAACAAGCGUACCCCGAGAAAGAGCAUCACACCUGAGCAACAACUGAAGAAGCAGCAUCCUUCAUAUUCAGUGCAAGAGCAGCACUCCUGAGCUUAUUAGAGACGGCUGUACCGUAUUACUAUAUGCAGUCCCCUGUACGGUUGCUACGCACUAGAGCUUUUUAAUGGGGUCGGAUUGGGAAAGGUGGAAUUGUCAAGCAUGUCGCCCUCCUCUGUUGGACCAGGGAACUGCAAUCCCACUUCUGUGUUAAGUCUGAAUGGGCGCCUGACUGUACUGUCUUCUGUGUGCAUCUGCGAAGAGAGCUACACCUCAGCAUUUGCUUGUUUAGUGAAGCCACAUCAUUGACUGCUGACAGGAUGCUGGGGUUAUGCCAGCUACUACCUGAAAUCGUUCAAAGACCCAGUGUUGAGACAAGUCUUGUGCCCAUUUGAAGAGUGUACAUUGCAGGGAGGGAGGGCACAUUGGAGUCAUUUCUCUGUGACUUUUCUAUGUUUUACUUGGAAGGAUGUAAACGUUUUUACAUUGUAAUAUAAGCAAAACUGACCUCAGAACUUUUUUCCUGACGACAGCCACAGUAUUAUAAUCAGCUUAUAAGUAGGUACGUUGCACAACUCCAGAGCGGCACAAGGCAUCUUUAUGGUUGCUUUCCAUGGGGAUCCUACAUCCUUUCAUCAUACUCACGAGAGGUUUGACUGCAAUGUCUUGAAACGGAAUUCUAAAGGAACAGAUGGGAAAACUUGACUGGUAAUCUUUGCCUUUGUCUGAAAGGCUUCCACACAUCAAAGCACUAAAGCUAUGCUGAAAUCAUUUUUAAAUUGUACAUAAUCAGCAGUCCAAUCAACCCAUUUCUCUCUUUAACAAUCUUUAGGAAUACGAGUAACAUAUGUCUAUAAGAUUAUUAUAAACUAAUAUAAGCAUUUCAGUCAAGCAGUUUUCUUUGGUCAAAUCUCUUAGAACAGCUGAAUGAAAAUCUAAAUUACAUGACAUACUGUAAUUAAGCAUUUAACGGUUUGUACAGAACCCAAUCACAACAACAAUCUUCAGAGUUCAGUUCUUUGCUUUUCCAGUCCUCUCCCAAUGAGUGCCUUUAACUUUACCCUUCAUGUACAUAAGGAAUCGGAGAGCCUGAGUCUCCACUUCCUCAUAAGCAUUGGUUUUUAGAAGCUGAUAGUGAUGUAAACUCUCUGUUUCUAUGGUUCAUAAAUGUACAACAGUGUUAACAAGCCAUUAUCUACUUGCAUCAGGGUAUUUUAGCCAUCAUUAUGUUUUUCCUUCUGGUCAUGAAGCAGUGACUUAUGUAAAUAUUUACAGAUAUUUAAAGAUAAAUCCUGUAUUACGCUUGAAAUAAAAUGGAUUAUGCCAACACAUACACUGGCAAUGUGAGUCUUGUUUUUGUGGCAACUUCCAUCACCAAAAGGCAAACAAUGAGCAGAUUAGUCCAGG
Messenger RNA from Sardina pilchardus (European sardine), 3146 nucleotides. RefSeq names its product potassium voltage-gated channel subfamily A regulatory beta subunit 1a (gene kcnab1a). The record is from RefSeq and is a predicted model, not a curated record. Gene Ontology annotation, biological process: potassium ion transport; negative regulation of delayed rectifier potassium channel activity; transmembrane transport. Gene Ontology annotation, cellular component: voltage-gated potassium channel complex; cytoplasm; extrinsic component of cytoplasmic side of plasma membrane. Lineage: Eukaryota; Metazoa; Chordata; Actinopteri; Clupeiformes; Clupeidae. The coding region runs from base 312 to 1508 and encodes 398 amino acids. The transcript is spliced from 14 exons. Gene Ontology annotation, molecular function: transmembrane transporter binding; potassium channel regulator activity; voltage-gated potassium channel activity.